CUAAAUAGAGAAUUGUUUUCUGACGACCUCAGGUGUUUACUUCUUACGUUGCGAGAAAUUGAACGGAAAAUUGCACAUAAACCACUGAAUGAUUAGUAUCGUUCUCUCUCUGUAUUGAAUAAUCAUUUCGAUUAUACUUUUUCUAUGAAAAUAUCUUCCAAUAUUUUUUUGCCAAAUCUUUGAUAAACUGGAAUGAAGCCGCAGUUGUAGUCGCGAUAAACCAAGUUUUUUUACUGUGUUUACAUAUUAUUUUAUUUAUAAGUGUUUACUUUAUGGUUAAAACAUGGUUUACUCUUGUUGCAUUAAGAGAUGUAAAACAGAAUGGAAUCCUCAAACCGAUAUAUCAUUUUUUAGUUUUCCUUUGAGGAAUAUAAAACUAUUGAGGGAAUGGAUGCAACACUUAUCAAUCGGCACAAAAAUAACCAAAUAUUCCCGGAUUUGUAGUAAACAUUUCACUGACAGUUCUUUCAUAAUAGUUGGUGGGAAAAGAGCUUUAAAGAAGGAUGCUAUUCCAACAAUCUUUGAACAUGAUGUGUUAGAAGAUCACAGAUAUACAAAUAAUAAGGAACAAAUAACAGCUCCACCAACAGGAUAUAUCUAUCCAUUGAUACAACUAUCAAAUGACUGUCAUGUGGAAGAAACUAGUUUUUUGUGUCCCAUAGUCGACAUACAGGGGCCUGAAACAUCUAUACAUCAUGAAGAAGUCAUUCAGCCAUCGGAAGAUAAUAGUUUUCUGGAAGAUCAACCACUAUGUGGAAUCACUGAAACGCAAAUACCGCAAUUUUCUCUGUAUCACGAAGAAAUCACACAAAAAAAGGAUGUUGCUACAGAAAUUUCACCGCAUCUUUUGGCUCCAUCGGAAGAAGAGAAAAAAUUAAGAGCAAAAGUCAAGUCGCUACAAAAUCAACUACGUCAAAAAGAGAAGAUGAUCUUAAAAGAUCUUAAAAGAUGUUACGAAUUGCUACAUCUGAAUCACAAAACUGAAGAUGUUAUUGAGCAAGUUCAGCAAGUUGAAGUACUCGAUGCAGGUUCUGAUGUUGAUGAAGCAAUUGCAGACGAACACCAAAAUGAAACUGAGGAAAUCGAGUGGCCACAUGAAGCUACUUUAUUGCUGCUUGAAGAGUAUCGCGAAAGAGAAGACGAUUUUGAAACAGGACAAAUUUCUGAAGAAAAUAUGUGGCGUGACAUAAGUAACAGGCUUUUCGUUAACGGAUAUGACGUGACAGUCCCACAGUGCAUAACAAAGUUCUAUGACAUGAAACAGAUGUACGAAGAGGAGCGUGAAAACGACUUUAGAAAUUCAUCAAUAGAGCCAUAUCUUUCAGUUAUGGAUGAAAUUUUCAAGGAAAAGCCAGCUAUGUCACCUGAAUCUGACUCUUCAUCAACAAGGAAACGAGCUCGACUCAGUUCGGAAUGUAGCAGUGUUGAUACAAGCAGCGAACAGCAAAACCCUGAUCAUACGUAUAUGAAAAAGAAAAGCCAACAAUGAUUCCUGCAGUCCAGAUGAUUGGUGAAGCUAUGGAUAAGCAACGACGAAUUGCAGAGGAGUGGAAAAGAAAAAGACUCAAGGAAAUGUUAGCGGAAAAGUUCUGAAAGAUAGAGAUAAUAUUAGCAGACCAAACUUGAGACAUAGAGAGAACAUGGAACGUAAAGAUAAGCAUUUCAGAUGCUUGAAGACUACAGCAAAUACUGAAUAAGAUGAAGUUCCUUUGAAGUAGAGAGAUCAGUUUUAUUCUUACAAAAGCUCAUGGAACCUAAAUGUAUAAAACAAAGUUUCAUGUAAAAAUUACAACAGUCAAAUUGAUAUUAUUUGAUAAUAUACAAUGGUCACGUUUGAUUAUUUUUAUUUUUAAAAUGCCUUCUACCAAAAUUUUGAACAAUAAAUGAACAGCAGUAGAUAAUAAACUGGAUUGUUUUGCUCACAGA
Molecule: messenger RNA, 1926 nt
Organism: Venturia canescens
Lineage: Eukaryota; Metazoa; Arthropoda; Insecta; Hymenoptera; Ichneumonidae
Exons: 10
Coding region: 284-1489 (401 amino acids)
Molecular function (GO): sequence-specific DNA binding
Source: RefSeq, a predicted model, not a curated record